Molecule: messenger RNA, 2005 nt
Organism: Patiria miniata (bat star)
Lineage: Eukaryota; Metazoa; Echinodermata; Asteroidea; Valvatida; Asterinidae
Exons: 5
Coding region: 1-1173 (390 amino acids)
Source: RefSeq, a predicted model, not a curated record
AUGGUCCAGAUUCGACGCAUGAGGGCGCGCGUUAUGUACUGUAAGGACGUAUGCGACAUGCGCCGCAGUGAGAAGAAAAAUCGCCGCAAAAUCGAAAAUCACUUCCACAUUGAAACGUUCAACGGCGUCAUUACCAUUGGACCAAGUUCUGGGAACACAAUCAACUACGGACCAGAGGUGCGUCUCAAGCUGGAUGGGCCCCCAGAGUUGUAUCAUCAGAUUUGUGGCACGAUUAACGAUAGGAGGGAGAUAGUGUCGAUUCCGAUAAACGAACUCGAACAAUUCUGCGAUGGCAACGUCAUCUACUUCCGCAAAGGAUGCGUGGAGCUCACCCUGCGGGUCGGGAGCCAGAAAGGCCUGGAGAAACUCCUGGCCAUGUGCAAUAGCGGAGAUCUCAAGCAGCUCCUGGGCAGAGAGUUCCCAGUCAAUAGCCUGAGGGUGGUCGAGGAAGACAUCGUACAGGCGCGCAAAUUCUUUGAGGAGGAAAAGGCCAAAAUGAAGAAUGAGUUGAGAAAGAAGGUGCAAGAAUUUGAAGAUGCAGCUGGUGAGUAUGUUCGUUGCCGGGUGAAGAUGAUCGAGUUACUCAAAGACUUAGUGGAGUUAUGUACUCGACGCCAGAGACAAGCUGCGGCGGUCGGGGGAGUCGGCGCUGGAUUAGCUUUGUUAACAUUCGGCGCUUCGUCUCUUCUAUCAGCUGCUGCGGCAAGUGCCGCGGCCGGGAUUGUGGCUGGCAUCGUCCAAGCGGUCACCGCCAAAAUAUCCACAGAUGAAGCGAAGAUGAUCAUGGCCAAAGACAAGGUAGCAUGCGACAGAGUCCAGGAGACUCUGGAAAAGGUUGAUUUAAAAUUGAGGGAGUGGGAGGGCAAAGAAGAAGGGGUACUGAUUGGUUCCAUUCACGAUUUGGUCAGGGUGGAUGAGGUGAAUCUGAAAAGGGGAGUGGACGCAAUCGAGAAGAUUAAGGGCGAAGGCCGCGGGGAAUUCGUCCAGUUCGUGGUCCUUACAGUAGAUCUAGAUAGGAUCAUAGUGUACAUACAGGACAUGUUCCCUGGAGAUGUCUCCAGAUUGGCCAAAGAAAUUCAAGAGAUUGCUGACAAACUGGACUGUCCGAAUGAGACGUCAAUGAGGGAACGUGUCUCGAAAAUGAAAACACGGUUCCAACUUGACAACAACUAACAAUUGAAUCAAGUCGAGCGACAAGUUAUACCUUAGAACGUCUUCGUACAUUUUAUGUAAGAAAUGGUUCUCAUCAUACAAUUUGGUAGGAGCGGAUCCAUACAUCGGACGGGAAGGGCGAUAUAACAAUGUAGUCGUGUUGUGAAGUUAUAAUAACAAUGUUUGCCUCAAAAAUAUCCAACGAGUGGUUGACUAUGAAUAUCACGAGGUGAUGCAGUCUAAAAAUACUGUGUCAGUAAAUUCCAGGUCAUACUUGAACAUGUCACUUGUCUCGAUCAAAAUAACACUUCCGAUCAAAAUGACCGGAAAAUGACCAGGACAAGUGUCAUUUUGACCCGGAAAAGUGUCAUUUAGUUGGACCCAGAGAAGGGUCAUUUUGACCUGGAGAAGUGUCAUUUUGACCCGGAGACGAAUCAUUUAAUUUGAACUUAAGAAGUGUCAUUUUGACCCAGAGACUCGUCAUUUAAGUUUACUCGGAGAAGUGUCAUUUUGACCGAGGGAAGUGUCAUUUUGACCCAGAGGCGCGUCAUUUACUUUGACUCAGAGUAGUGUCGUUUCGACACGAAGAAGUGUCAUUUAAUUUAACUCGGAGAAGUGUCGUUUUGACCUAGAAAAGUUUCAUUUAAUUUGACUCAGAGAAGUGUCUUUUCGACCCGAAAAAGUGUCAUUUAAUUUGACUUGGAGAAGUGUCAUUUUGACCCGGAAAAUUGUCAGGGUCAACCGUCAAAUAUGACAGUUCCGGGUCGGAUUCGAUCCUAGAAUUUCUAGAGUGUACACCGCGGUACCUAGCCUUUGCCUGAUAAACCUUCUCCAAGGCAAGUUUUCAUUUUGU